Polychytrium aggregatum is the source of this 922-nucleotide messenger RNA. RefSeq lists its product as uncharacterized. The record is from RefSeq and is a predicted model, not a curated record. The transcript has 3 exons. Lineage: Eukaryota; Fungi; Chytridiomycota; Chytridiomycetes; Polychytriales. Bases 311 to 808 code for a protein of 165 amino acids.
CAAUAAAAGCGAUCAUUGCCAUGCUUCUGCCCUGGCUCCUCGUGCUUUCGUGCUUGCUUGCUGCGUCUCCGCGCCCGCUCGGUAUGCAGUACGUCAGCGCAAGAGCCUCGCUGAAUGGGCCAGCCUCGGGCAUGAUGGCCGCGCUGGAUCGCCCUUCAGUAUGGAUUGAGACCGACUUCGAUGCGCACGGGCACGCCCCAGGAAAACGCAGCAUCAAUGACCCGCUGUCCACGGCGAACGGCACCAGCAUCGGCACAGACAUCGUUGAUGUUCUCUCGGAGAUGGUCGGAAAUCCCUUCUUCGCGUUCCGAUGGCUCAGUCCUGCUGGCAUCGGCGGCGCUGUGCUUAUCAUCAUUCUGGGAACAUUGUCGGCGUACUUUGGCCUCUUCAUGCUCAAGCCCGCCCUGUUUUGGCUUGGAUUCUACACCGCAGCAAUGACCUCCAGCCUGAUCCUCAGCCUCAUUCAGGGACACAACAGCUACUACGGAGUCUACGCUGUGCCACUGUACUUGAGCAUCAUGUGGGCUAUGGGCCUGGCCACUGGGCUGUUGGUCGUGGUCGCUCCUGGACUGGGCGUCUCGCUGUUAGGAGCAUACAUCGGCUUUGCCCUGUGUACCGUGGCGAUGGCUCUGCUACCGGUCGACCCUGGAACUAUCGACCCGCCCGCUGUCUGGGCCAUUGCCGUUUCGUCAGCCUUGGUUGGGGUAGUGGCAUCGCAUUAUGUGCAGCGCUGGUCGGUCGUGAUGACUUCAUCUUUGGCCGGCGGUGGCUUGAUUGCCUUUGGGCUGGACUCGAUUCUUCUCCGUAGCGGGCUGUCACAGUACUUCCUGGUAGCGCAGCCGACGUCAAGUGGAAUAUCUUUGGACGGCUCCAAGGUUGCCAUUGUCGUUGCGCUUGCUGCUGCCAAUGCCGUCCUUGGGUC